UUCACUUUAUGAUCGUAAUAAAAUUGUAGGAAUGUCGGAGAUUCAUCUUCCGUUAGGAAAUCUGUCCAUUUCCGCCAGUACGUAAUUAUUUCACGACAUUAAUUGAGCCUAAAAUCGAAAGUCGAGUAGACGCGGAUAGUUAUAUCGGAGCAUCCUGUUCGAUCGUAUAAAUGAUUCAUAUCCACAACUAGCAUCGUGGAAAAAACGCGCUACAAAUCUCGCAUAAUUACAGAGACGUAUCGAUGUCUUCAAAUAUGUGGGCCAACACGGAGAAAAACCGCGUGAAAAAAAAUUAUUACUCUAACCAAAUUCUUAGACCGUCCGUCGUUCGUUUGAUUCACCAAACUGCGGUAAAAGUACGCGGAACUGGGGCAAAAUAAACCGGACGAAGAAGUCUACCUCAUUUACCGGUUAUCAUUCCACAAGAAUGUACACAAGUUAUGUGCUCAAAGGCGCUCUUUUUCUUACUGUGAUUUUCUGUUCGUUUUGUGCGGAUUGUGUCCAUGUGAGGCAGAACUGUACGGGCUGUAGGCCGGUUUCCGAAGAAAAAUCCAGAAGUUACUUUGCCGAUGAGGAUGGUCCAGAGGAAACUUUGGAAAAUGGAGGAAAUCACUAUACGGGAAGCACAGACAAUGACACCAUCCCGAAUAUACAGGACGGACCGGAGAACAACUGGGAGAUAAAACUGACAGAUACGACGGGCCUGUCGAUCAGAAAACACCAGGACGAACUGACCCUACAAAUCACCAAGUUAUCGGGCUCCGUAGAGGCGAGAAAGAAGAAGAUGAGCGUCAUGGACGUCAUACCGUACUUGAUCAUACCGGGAUUCAUAUCUGCAGGUAUCCUACCCUGGUUGAUACCUGGCAUGAAGAUCGCAGUCAUGGGCGUAGCGAUGAUCAAUCAGAUGGCCUUUACCUCCAGUCUAUUCUCUCUGAUACGAGGCUAUAUUUUCGAUACUAGUCAAGAGGACCAUAUCGUCUACGUCAAUCAUGGAUACGAGAAGUACAAGCAUCAGAAGCAUGGUCAUGGGCAUAGGUAG
Molecule: messenger RNA, 1039 nt
Organism: Coccinella septempunctata (seven-spotted ladybird)
Lineage: Eukaryota; Metazoa; Arthropoda; Insecta; Coleoptera; Coccinellidae
Exons: 2
Coding region: 428-1039 (203 amino acids)
Source: RefSeq, a predicted model, not a curated record